Molecule: messenger RNA, 2319 nt
Organism: Cebus imitator (Panamanian white-faced capuchin)
Lineage: Eukaryota; Metazoa; Chordata; Mammalia; Primates; Cebidae
Gene: CCDC102B
Product: coiled-coil domain containing 102B
Exons: 10
Coding region: 534-2105 (523 amino acids)
Source: RefSeq, a predicted model, not a curated record
CUGCGCAGUCGUGUACUUCAGAAUCCUUUGCGCCCUCGGCCCCUCCUGAGGAGCGUGGGAACCCAGAGUGCUGGCUUUAUUGGGGAAAGCGGUGGUUGUUCACGCGGGCACGUUUCCGGAAAGGUGAACACUGGAGAAAGUUAGGUUGAAGGUGAGGCAGGCCCCGACGACGCACUUACAAGUUGAAUAUUGGCACAUCAUUUACUUGCUGCUCCCGUGCAGUGAGUGCACCUGUGCGUUUUAAUGCUGGAUCAAAUUUGUGGAAAGAGGCGCGCCUUAAGACUGGAUUGCUGAGCUGCGCGCCACUCUGUUUUUCCAAAGCGUUUUUGAAAUAGUCUUUCAACCUGUUUGCAUAAAGGGACAUCUCUUAAAUGCAGCAAGUUUUAAUGUACUUUUGCCAAAGACAAUGAUUUGUAAAACCCAUAUUCUUUUAUAUGACGGUUACUGCCGCAGUCGCUACCUCUGAAUUAGAUGAAAUUUUUAUGGGACGUAAGGUGCCAGAGGAUUUAGAUCAAACCAAAUUUUGAAAACCUAUGAGAACAACAGAAAGGGUCUUAAAGAUAAAUAUGAAUUUAGAUUCCAUUCAUCGAUUGAUUGAGGAAACGCAGAUCUUCCAGAUGCAGCAGUCAUCAAUUAAGUCACACUGUGACAUGGUGGCACCUGCCUCACCCACCAGGCAUACCUAUAAUACCUGCUUCCCAUUUUAUGGGCUACAAUCUCACACUGCUCACAAUUUAUGUGCACAUUCAUGUAACACCAGUGAAUGGGAUAUUUGUGAGGAACUUCGCCUCCGGGAACUUGAAGAAGUCAAGGCCAGAGCUGCUCAGAUGGAAAAGACCAUGCGGUGGUGGUCGGACUGCACUGCCAACUGGAGAGAAAAAUGGAGUAAAGUUCGAGCGGAAAGGAACAGUGCCAGGGAGGAAGGAAGACAACUCAGACUAAAACUAGAGAUGGCAAUGAAAGAAUUGAGUACACUGAAAAAGAAACAGAGUCUGCCACCUCAGAAGGAGGCAUUAGAAGCUAAAAUCACCCAGGAUCUGAAGCUUCCUAGUUUCGUAGAAGAAUCCUGUGAACAUAGAGAACAAUUUCAAUUUGGUUUUCAAAUGUGUGAGUCUAUCAGAGAGUGUUUAGUAAAAAGACAAUUUUCUACAAAGGAGGAAACAAAUAAUAAGGAAGAAGGAGUGGUUAUUGAUUCUUUAAAAUUAAAUGAGGAGAUGAAACCUAAUCUAGAUUGUGUUGAUUUAUUCAAGAAUGGUGGCUCUGGAAAUGGUGAAAUGAAACCUGGGCUGAAACUGAAAGCGAUAAACCUGCCUUUGGAAAAUCAAAUAACUGAAAUUUCAGCUUUGCAGGUGCAUUUGGAUGAGUUCCAAAAAAUCUUAUGGAAGGAAAGAGAAAUGCGCACAGCUUUGGAAAAAGAAAUAGAGAGACUAGAGUCGGCUUUGUCUCUGUGGAAAUGGAAGUACGAAGAACUGAAAGAAUCAAAGCCCAAAAACGUGAAAGAGUUUGACAUUCUUCUUGGUCAACAUAAUGAUGAAAUGGAGGAACUAUCAGGCAAUAUGAAGGAAGAAUCUAAAUCUCAAAACAGCAAAGAUAGAGUGAUUUGUGAGCUAAGAGCAGAGCUAGAGAGAUUGCAAGCUGAAAAUACCUUGGAGUGGGACAAGAGGGAAAUACUUGAAACAGAAAAGCAGGGACUGGAGAGAGAAAAUAGAAGGCUGAAGAUCCAGGUGAAAGAAAUGGAAGAGCUCUUGGAUAAGAAAAAUAGAUUAAGUGCAAACUCUCAAGGUCCUGAUUUCAAGAUGUCACAAAUUGAUCUGCAAGAAAAAAACCAGGAACUGUUGAAACUUCAACAUGCCUACUAUAAACUAAGCAGACAAUACCAGGCAAAGAUUGCAGAACUGACUCAUGCAAACAACCGAGUGGAUCAAAACGAGGCAGAAGUAAAGAAACUGAGAUUACGAGUGGAAGAACUAAAGCAGGGACUCAACCAAAAAGAAGAUGAGCUUGAUGAUUCCCUGAAUCAGAUUCGUAAGCUCCAGAGGUCUCUGGAUGAACAGAAAGAAAGAAAUGAAAAUUUAGAGACUGAACUCAGGCACUUACAAAACUGAUGAUACUUUGGCUACAUGACUGACCCUUCGAAGUUUAAAAGUGGAAUAGAAAACAUAAAGACUGCAUUUUCUGAUUGUCACCCUGGCUCUGUUAUUCUCUGUUCUACGGCAUUGCUAGCCUCCUAGCUUAACUAUGUGUAGAUUAUGAGUGUCAAGUAAUAUUGCUCUUCUAUGCAAAUAUUUUCCUAAUUUUAGAUAACCUAAGCAUUUCAAG